Molecule: messenger RNA, 1296 nt
Organism: Penaeus indicus
Lineage: Eukaryota; Metazoa; Arthropoda; Malacostraca; Decapoda; Penaeidae
Product: hepatocyte growth factor-regulated tyrosine kinase substrate-like
Exons: 5
Coding region: 124-780 (218 amino acids)
Biological process (GO): receptor internalization; endocytic recycling
Cellular component (GO): early endosome
Molecular function (GO): ubiquitin binding; phosphatidylinositol binding; metal ion binding
Source: RefSeq, a predicted model, not a curated record
UGCGCCAGAGAAGCCCCGCCGAUCAGCUGCUUCUUGACAAAUGGGAGGAGGAGGCGACUUGCGACUCGAAGUCCUGUUGAGCAAUUCUGCCUCGCUUUUAAGUCGAUUCCAUAGCCGUUCAUAAUGUCGUCUGAGAUUAACUUGCUGCUAGAGAAGGCAACAAGCCCAUUACUUCUAGACAUCGACUGGGACUCGACUCUGCAUAUUGUUGAUCUGAUACGCCAAGGAGAUGUAAACCCCAAGGCUGCUGUUCAGUCGUUGCUGAAUCGGCUGAAGGACACAAACCCAAAUGUUGUCCUGCUGGCGCUGCAAGUUUUUGAGUCUGUUGUGAAGAAUUGCGGGCAGUCCGUGCAUGAGCAGGUGGCAUGUCGAGGAGUCAUGGAGCAGAUUAGUGAUAUUCUGCGCUCGAAUCCCAAUGAAGAAGUGAGAAAGAAGAUCCUUAUGAUGCUGGCCACUUGGGUCUAUGCUUUUCGGAAUGAGCCCAAGUAUCGUGCUGUCCAGGAUACGGUAAACAUUCUGAGAACAGAAGGUUUCCACCUGCCGACUGUGAGUGAGAGUGAUGCUAUGUUCACAGCCGACCGAGCACCAGAUUGGGCCGAUGGUGAAUGCUGUCACCGAUGUAGGUCACAGUUUACCAUUAUAAGACGAAAGCACCAUUGCCGUGCUUGUGGGCAAGUCUUUUGUGGGGAUUGCUCAAGCAAGUUUUCUACAAUCCCAAAGUUCGGCAUUGAGCGUGAAGUUCGUGUUUGUGAGUCCUGUUAUGAUGACAUCAACAAGUAAGUUGCAUUGCUUUUAAUUUUCUUUGCAUGUAAACUGUCACUAACAUAUUCAUUAGUUCACGUUGUAUAUUACUUAGUUUGAGCAAACAAGCCAUAUUCACUGAAUACUAAGAAAAAGUUUUUGUUUUCAUGAAUAUUCCUUCUAUUAAUCGUGCAGCACUUAUUCUGUAAAUAAAAUUUCAGUUGCAGUGGGAAGUUUGUGUACAUGGUUUCAACUUCUGUAAUCUUACAAUUGAUAUCUUAGGCUCCAGUGGUUUAAUCCAUUGCCAGUGUCACAGUUAAUGUGGUGGGGAGGUUUCAAAUGUAUCCAUCAUUUUACUUUUUCACCUUGUGUGACUGCUGAACUAGACAUUCUUGACUGUAAAAGGCUGUGGAAAAUGGAAGAGCUCUUAUGGGUUAAUGCAAUUGUGAACUCAGAGUAGUGCAACUUCUCCAAAUAUUUUUUUUUAUAAGUUUGACUUCUUCGGUGGAUUGCUUUGUUUGGGUGGAUUGAUCUACAGACUUCUAUUCUGUAAUU